ACUACAGGACCUUUUUCUCUAGCACCGAAAUCAGGGCUACCCAUAUCCAUUGCCCAUUACAAUCCAAGCAACGGACAUUGUGAAUUCAAUCCAUCGACAGCCUUUGCCAUCAGAAAUGGACAGUGUCCUGCUUGGCCAAGUCUUCAUUAUAGGAACAACGUAGUUGCUAGUGAACCAGUGAGAAUCUUUUGCGUCACUUGCCAAAGGCCACGAAGACGGCAAAAUCGACCAAGAACCAGCUUAAGCCCUCGGUGGGUAUCCUGA
Messenger RNA from Cylicostephanus goldi, 264 nucleotides. NCBI's taxonomy places the organism in Eukaryota, Metazoa, Nematoda, Chromadorea, Rhabditida, Strongylidae. The record is from the annotation of a GenBank genome assembly.